Manacus vitellinus (golden-collared manakin) is the source of this 4385-nucleotide messenger RNA. RefSeq names its product zinc finger protein 131 (gene ZBTB35). Gene Ontology annotation, biological process: cell fate commitment; regulation of transcription by RNA polymerase II. The transcript has 8 exons. The coding region runs from base 1302 to 3377 and encodes 691 amino acids. The record is from RefSeq and is a predicted model, not a curated record. Gene Ontology annotation, molecular function: DNA-binding transcription factor activity, RNA polymerase II-specific; histone deacetylase binding; RNA polymerase II cis-regulatory region sequence-specific DNA binding. NCBI's taxonomy places the organism in Eukaryota, Metazoa, Chordata, Aves, Passeriformes, Pipridae. Gene Ontology annotation, cellular component: nucleus; cytoplasm.
AGCCCGCAGGUCCCCCUUGCCCAAGAUGGCGGUGGUUUGGGCAGCCCGCUCCCGCCCCGCCGAGCUGCCCUGUGGGACCCGUGCGCUGGAAAAUGUCUGGUGCCUAAAAUACAAGGAGUUCCCGUUGUAGUCCAGGAGGGUGGUAGUAAUAAGAUGUUUCCGUUGAGGUGGAUUUAUAAAAAUCUCUAAAUCGUAUGCAUGUGACGUGAAAGGAGUACAGGCUGGAAAAGUGGUCAGUAGUUGAACGAGUCUUCCAAGAAAAUUGGGUGAACAACUGAAGUAUUCAAGUCUCCAUCCCUCAUCUGUGAGCCCGCUCAUAAGAGGGAACUUGGAUCACUUCUGUCCAUCUUCCUGAGCUGUUCUGUUUUCCCAGCUGUACCUUUCUUUUCUUUGUCCAGAACAGUCGUGCUCCUACUGAACAUGUGCUGUUCUGCCUGGCUUUCUUCUGCAGUAUGACCGAGUUUUUAACAUGAGAGUACUCAAGGAAUGCUGCAACUUCGUUGAGAUACACAGUAAAUUCACGGUUUUUACUAGUUCUGUGUAAAUUUAUGACAAUGAACUAGCUAACAUAAGUUGUAUGUCUCCUUACUCGUGUUUCGUAAGAGUUCUGAAAAAAAAACUUUUUAAAAUAUCUUGUAAAAUAUAGAGUAAUAAUACUCUAUUAUUUUGAGGGUUUUUUGGGAUAUUCCUCUAAACAAACAAUUUGAAACUAAAUCGCAUUUGGGUAGGUAGAAAUCAUGAGAGUUGGAGAUCAAAAUCUUGCUUGUUUUAUGGAAUUAUGUUUUUAACUGCAAGUUAUCUACCCUUUUAUGAUUGUGAAAAAUGGGCAAAAAGAAUUAAACAGUGAAGUAAGUGGCUGACAACUUCCCACAUGAGACUUUAUGUGAAAUACCAGAUGGUGGAGGAAAGCAGGAGCUGCUGGUUGUCUCAGACCCAUCAUUACAGAUGAGAUGCAGUCACUGCAGCAGCAGCAUCCACUCCCUUCCACCUCACCUUCCCCUGUAGGCUGGUCUCUGCCUCCUUGAAGACCCUGACAGGUUUCUGUUGCAAAAAGUGGAAUAUGUAAAAUUUUCUUAAGAAAGGAUGUUCUUUGAUGUUUGAUCUUUGUAAACUUUCAAGCCUGAUCAACGACAAUGGAGAUUUAAUCCGUGAAACAGAGAGAAGCCAACAAGCUCUAAGUGAUGUCCAGGCAUUAGAAAAACACAUUACCUGUUGGUAGAACUGCCUUGUUAAGGUUUAGGACUGGACACACUUCAAUGAUUUCAGACCUAGGGGGAGGUUAACAAAGUCUGGGGAGAAGAAUGCCCACUUACAGUGGACACAAAGAAUGGAGAAUUUACAGGCCACAGGGACAUUGGGAGGAACCCCCAAGGCACAGAGUUUUGCUAAACCUCUUUAUGUUUGAGAUCCUGGGCAACUGCUACACCUAUCUAUGCCAUCAGAUUACAAGCAUAUGUGUCUCUUUAGAAAGGCUAGCAAAGAAUAUUUCACCUUGCAGGGGAAGAAGUACCAGGUCUUUUGCCAUGGAAGCUGAGGAAACGAUGGAAUGUAUCCAGGAAUUCCCUGAACACUAUAAAGUUAUUUUGGAUAGACUGAAUGAACAACGUGAGCAGGACCAGUUUACAGAUAUCACCCUGAUUGUUGAUGGUCACCAUUUCAAAGCUCAUAAGGCUGUUCUUGCUGCCUGCAGCCAGUUCUUCCACAAAUUCUUCCAAGAUUUCACUCAAGAGCCUUUGGUGGAGAUUGAAGGUGUAAGUAACAUGGCAUUUCGUCACCUAAUUGAGUUCACCUACACAGCAAAACUAAUGGUCCAAGGUGAGGAAGAAGCAAAUGAUGUUUGGAAAGCAGCUGAGUAUCUACAGAUGCUAGAAGCAAUCAAAGCACUUGAAAUUAGGAACAAAGAAAAUUCAUCACUCUUAGAAUCAAAUGAAGCACAAGGUAAAAAUAAACCAAAAAAGAGGAAGAUUGCUGAAACCUCUAAUGUUAUCACAGAAACACUGCCAUCUGCAGAAUCAGAGCCUGUUGAAAUUGAGGUUGAGAUUGGAGAAGGGACGAUGAAAGUGGAAGACGACAGCAUUGAAACACUUGAAGAAGUAGCUUCUGCAGAGCAAUCCAUAAAGUACAUACAGACAACAGGUACAUCAGAUGAAUCUGCUUUGGCUCUUUUGGCAGAUAUCACCAGCAAGUAUCGUCAGGGAGAGAGAAAAUGCCAGAUCCAAGAAGAAGGUGAUAAUGCAACUGAUCCCUCGUGCAAACAGGUAGAAGGUAUUGAAAUUGUGGAACUUCAGCUGUCACACAUGAACAAUUUAUUCCACUGUGAGAAAUGUAACCGUUCAUUUAAAUUGUUUUACCAUUUUAAGGAACACAUGAAAACACACUCUACUGAGAAUUACAAGUGUGACAUAUGCAAUAAAAGAUACCUACGAGAGAGUGCUUUGAAACAGCACCUCACCUGUUACCACCUUGAUGAAGGUGGUGUCAGCAAGAAGCAAAGACCUGGCAAGAAAAUACAUGUAUGCCAGUACUGUGAUAAGCAGUUUGACCACUUUGGACAUUUUAAAGAGCACCUGCGGAAGCACACAGGUGAAAAACCAUUUGAAUGUCCAAACUGCCACGAACGUUUUGCUAGGAAUAGCACACUCAAAUGUCACCUGACAGCCUGUCAGUCUGGAGCUGGAGCCAAAAAGGGAAGAAAGAAGCUCUACGAAUGUCAGGUUUGUAACAGCGUUUUUAACAGCUGGGAUCAGUUCAAAGAUCACUUGGUAAUACACACUGGUGACAAACCCAACCACUGUACCUUGUGUGAUUUGUGGUUUAUGCAAGGCAGUGAGCUGAGAAGGCAUCUCAAAGACAUGCACAAUAUUUCAGAACUACUGGUGACAGAAGAGGUUCUUCCAGUGGAAGCUAUGGAAGCUGAACCAGUAACAUCAAUGACAAUAAUAGAGCAAGUUGAGCAAGUCCAUGUCCUACCAGUAAUUCAGGUACAGGUGGAUCCUGCACAGGUAACUGUGGAACAGAUGCACCAGGAUCUCAUACAGGACAAUCAGGUGAAAGGCACACAGAUGGAGGAACUGCAGGAACAGGUGCAAAUUAGUUACUUGGAAGUUGAACACAUUCAGACUGAACAAGGUGCUGAAGUUCAUGUGGAGCAGUUACAUGUUGAGCAUGUAAAUCAAAUACAGAUGGAAGAGGUACAGGCAGAACUUAUAGAUGGAACACACCUUGAACAAGUAGAAUAUCAAAGUGUUGAUCAAGGAGAAGCAGAAGAAAAGGAACCUAAUCAAAUAGAUGAUGCGGAUAAGGAACAUCAUGAACAAGCUGAAGACUUAAAAACACAACAAUUAGUGGACAUGCAGAAUGAAAACAUGGAUGACUAAGACAAAUAAUGACACUGCAGGUUUAGGAAUGAAAUACCAAAUUAUUUUUGUUAACUUUUACAUUGGUUUUUGAACUGUCAGUGGUCACCUUUCCAAUACGCUGUCCAUAGGAAGCUGGACCAGUGGACCAAAAUUAGCUUUAUUCAUGUACAAUUAAACUUCUCUCAUAUGUGAAAAAUAACUUUCCCAUUCAUGUAAUGCCAUGGAACAGAAGCUACCGCAGACAUGGACACCUUUGUGAGGUUUUUAGCAAUUAAUAGCUUGUAUCAUUGUUACACCAUUCCUGGGUAUAUGUAAGAGUAAUUUCACCUCUUUUCCUCUUGCAGUAGAAGCAAACUCUUGUAUAGUAUUGCAGGGUGUCUGUGGCAGAAGAAUCACUAAAAUCUGAGGGUUUCUAUUGUAAGUGGCAAUUACAUACCUGUGAAUUUUCAGAUCUUUCAGGCUGGGCUAAAAUUAGCAUUGUUGCUGGAGGUGUCUGAGCACAGAAAUCCCGUGCCUUUUCAGCACUGACUAGUUAAACUUCCCAAAAGUUUCUAGAGUUUUUGAGAAUUUAGUUCUGUAAAAGGCAAUGUAGGUAAUGUUAUAGUGCUUUAUAUUUUUGCUUAAAAUUGUCAGCUACUGGUUUUGUUUUUGCAUUAAAUUUAGAGGUGGGGGGCUGAGGGAGGGAACAGAUUCCACAUGGAGGCAGCAGGACACUCUAAAAGGGACACUUAAAAAUAGAAAAAACUUGGUAGAGUCUGUGGCAAAGACAAAUCGGAUAAAAGCUACUAGCAGACUCUUCUUUUAUAAGUAAUCAUUUUUGAAAAUGAAUAUGUUUAAACAUAUAGAGAUUUUUCUAUAUGGUAUCAGGUUCUUGGUUUUUUUGAAUAGAAAUUCUGACACUUGACACAAAGAUAUGCUAAACAUAAAAGUAAAAGCCAUAGGUAUGAGUGGUAAACUGUGGAUUGAAAAAUAGAAAUGUAAAUAGUUUAAUCAAUAUUAGACAAUAAAACAAUACCAACCAUUAAA